AUGGACCCUACGUGUCACGUACAACAAGUCUUCCCUGCUCAGAACUCUGCGUGGAAAGCGUUCUUUGAGCCCAGUGGCGGGGUAGACAAGGAGCACCGCCAUCUGCAGCAGGUACUGGCACCACAGCCGCCGCCAGCCAAACCCAAGAAGAAACGCGUUCGGCGGCAGAAACAGGAGCUCUUAUACCUGCGGGAGCUGGUCAAGAAGUUGGAGGAGCAGAUGACGGAACUCAAACUUAAUCAACCCCCUCCGACUGUCGAGAACAGCAGCAAUGAGACCGCUGUGGCCGAAACUAAGAGAAACAAUGCACCGAUUUGGAGAGGGAUAGCAGAGCGGCAGCUUAAGGAGCGGACACGAGUGGAGGAGAAGAACCAGAAGCUGCGAGCGUCACUCAAGGGGCAGCUGAAGCUAGCCAUGAAGCUGGAGGGGCUGCUACGCAAGCGACCAAGAGAUGAGGAAGUGGCUUCGUUGGCGAUUCCCAAACGUGUAAAGCACUUGGCCAACUCGCUAGUUUGUCCUACUGACGACGAGAUCUUCGCGGAGCAGUUGGCGCACAUAGAGCGCGCCCAUCUCGACGAGGAUCGGCUUUUCAACGUGCCGGAAUUCACGAACUCCACCGCCACUUUCUGCAAUCUACACGUGAUGAACGACCCACAGUCGGAUACCAGUGUCGCGUUCAUCAAAAGAGCGAGAUCGAUGCUUCCGUUAGACGUUCAAGUGACCGAGAGGGCCUUUUGGCGUGCAAUUGCUGAAGAAGGCUCCAAGAAGGACAGCUACUUUCUCGACGAACGGUUGGCGACUGAGACAGUGGUUGCUCGCGCUUACGGUCUCUAUUUCAACGCUGGUCCAUUCCACGCAAACGUCCGUGGGAAGCAGACGCAUCGCAAAUGCGUCGUGGGCGACCGGGUCGUGAUCAUGUGGAAGUGGGUCGUGAACCCGGUGGAGCUCAACGGGACCAAGUUCAGCGGCGUGCGUUGCCACGAGACGGGCUGGAUUGUGCUUCGUGAUGUCAAAGUCGGUGGUGCCAGCUCCACGUCGACGCUGCUGCAGUCGUAUUCCAAGAUGACCAUGGAGCUGCAGGACGACAUUGUCGACCAAGAGUUUCAAAUAAUCGCCGACAUCCUCGUGGAGGAAGACUGGAAUAUCAACGGCUGGCUCGGCAGUAGUCAUGACCACUGCGUUCCGCGGGAGGAGGCGCUGGCGCUGUUCUCCGACUUGAACACGGACAUGAAGACCAGCAGUGCGGACUGCAGCGCGGGCAAGCUGCUGUCGCCAGAUUCCGCGCCAAUAGUGAAGGAGGAGCCCGCGCAGCCGCCAGCCAAGCCCAAGAAGAAGCGCAUCAGGCGACAGAACCUGGAGCUGGACUAUCUGCGGCAGCUGGUGGGGAAGCUGGAGGAGCAGAUGACGCAGCUCAAGGCCAUGACUGCAGUUGUCAUCUGCUGA
Phytophthora sojae is the source of this 1443-nucleotide messenger RNA. RefSeq lists its product as hypothetical. The coding region runs from base 1 to 1443 and encodes 480 amino acids. The record is from RefSeq and is a predicted model, not a curated record. NCBI's taxonomy places the organism in Eukaryota, Oomycota, Peronosporomycetes, Peronosporales, Peronosporaceae. The transcript is spliced from 4 exons.